CCACGGAGGAGCCCCAGACCCAGGAGCUGCUGGCCCCCGGCGGCCCCCGCGGCCCCCCCUCCCCCGGGCCCCCCCUCCCCCGGUGCCGGACCCCGGGGCCCGGUCAACGCCAUCACGGUGCUCACGCUGCUGGACAAGCUGGUCAACAUGUUGGACACAGUGCAGGGGAACCAACAGAGGAUGGAGGUGCAGCAGGUGGACAUGGAGACGGUUGUCAUGGGGAUCCAGGCUGACGUCACCAAGCUGUCCAGGAACCAUAGCAACACAGCCAACACCGUCAGCAAGCUGUUGGACAAGAGCCGCAAACUGUCCGUCACCAUGAAGGAGGUGAGAGAGCGGAUGGAAAGACAGGGUGUCCAGGUGAAGAAGCUGGCGAACCACGCCCACUUGACCCAGAGGAACAACUUCAAGGUCCUCAUCUUCCAGGAGGAGAAGGAGAUUCCCUCCAGUGUGUUUGUUAAACAGCCCCCCCCCUUCCCCCGCGACGGGGUGGAGGAGGAGGGGGAGGAGGAGGAGGGGGAGCCCCGCCCCCCCCAGGAUGGCCCCGCCCCCGAGGAGGGGCUGCACACCAUCGACCUAUCGUCUGACGAAGACGUGGGCCUGGAGGCGGAGCUGGAGGAGGAAGGGGAGGAGCUCCACGACCUGGACUUCAUGGAGAAGACCCGAGCGGAGAAGAUCAAACGCUCCAGCCUGAAGAAGGUGGACAGCCUGAAAAGGGCGUUCUCCAAGCACAACAUCGAGAAGAAGAUGACCAAGAUGAGCUCCAAGAUCGUCUCCCAGGAGCAGAGAGACAAGAUCAAGAAGAGCCUCGCCUCCAAUCAGCAGAGGGCAUCCUUCAAAGUCCCGCCCCUGUCAUUCAGCCUGCGAAAGCCCCGGAGCGCUCUGAGUCCCAGCCCGCUGAGCCGCAGGCCCCGUCCCAGACCGGGGACUCUCCUCGUGCUGAGGCCCACGUGGAGCUCUCUCCUCUGGACCUCGCUGAUGAGGACCUCCCCUUCACGGAGGUCCACUGCCCAGCUCGCCCCCGAGCAGCUGAGGAGAGGGGGGAGGAGAGAGGAGGGGAGGAGAGGGAGAGGGGGGAGGAGAUCUCAGGGUUGUCAGAGGGGGAGGUGUCGAGGGUGUCGAGGGGAGUGAGUGUGGAGUACUCCCUCUCUGCUACUCUCCCCCAGGGGAGACACAGCCACUCUGCCUGGGGUGAGGAGGACGACGAGGAGGAAAGAGAGGGGGAGGAGAGAGCGGAGGAAAAGGAGAGAGGGGAGGAGAAGAGAGAGUAGGAGGAGAGGAGA
Messenger RNA from Gadus morhua (Atlantic cod), 1283 nucleotides. Its product is annotated as caveolae-associated protein 2-like. Lineage: Eukaryota; Metazoa; Chordata; Actinopteri; Gadiformes; Gadidae. Gene Ontology annotation, molecular function: protein kinase C binding. Gene Ontology annotation, cellular component: caveola; cytoplasm. The record is from RefSeq and is a predicted model, not a curated record.